This is a messenger RNA of Centruroides sculpturatus (bark scorpion), 2229 nucleotides long. Its product is annotated as vesicular glutamate transporter 1-like. Gene Ontology annotation, cellular component: excitatory synapse; synaptic vesicle membrane. Gene Ontology annotation, molecular function: neurotransmitter transmembrane transporter activity; L-glutamate transmembrane transporter activity. NCBI's taxonomy places the organism in Eukaryota, Metazoa, Arthropoda, Arachnida, Scorpiones, Buthidae. The coding region runs from base 32 to 2029 and encodes 665 amino acids. The record is from RefSeq and is a predicted model, not a curated record. Gene Ontology annotation, biological process: synaptic transmission, glutamatergic; monoatomic anion transport; transmembrane transport. The transcript is spliced from 13 exons.
GAAACUUCCUGGUAGUGGUGAAGCCUUCGAAAUGCCGACGAUUAAAGCUUUGAAAAACGUACCACCCCCCGACAUUGUAGGCAAAUUAAAGAAAAAAGAUGACGAGAAAGGUUUUGCCAAACACGAUGAACUACAAGAAGAAUAUUAUGGUCCAGAAACUAAAGAAAAAGAUAAAAAUUGGAAGAGGUAUUUAGAGCCAAACUGUCCUUGCUGCGAUCUAACAAAACGGUAUACAGUUGCUGUCCUUAGUUCUGUUGGCUUCCUUAUCAGUUUUGGCAUUCGUUGUAACAUGGGAGUAGCCGUAGUCAAAAUGGAACCUGAAUUAAAUUGGACAAAAACGACAAUUGGAGUUGUAGAUUCAUCAUUUUUCUGGGGGUAUCUAGUUACACAGAUACCUGGAGGUUUUUUAGCUGCAAAAUUUCCAGCUAAUAGGGUCUUUGGUACUGCUAUAGCAACAUCAGCAUUUCUAAAUAUGUUGCUACCUGGUUCAGCUAAAGUACAUCCUGCUUUAGCAAUUGUUGUCAGGAUAUUACAAGGUUUAGUAGAAGGUGUGACGUAUCCAGCGUGCCACGGAAUUUGGAGACAUUGGGCACCUCCAAUUGAAAGAAGUCGUUUAGCGACCCUUGCAUUCUGUGGUUCGUAUGCAGGAGCUGUGGUUGGUAUGCCUCUAUGUGGCAUGCUAACAGAUUAUGUGGGAUGGCAGGCGUGCUUCUAUUUUUAUGGAUUCGCCGGACUAAUUUGGUAUAUUUUCUGGAUGUGGUUGACAUUCGAGAAGCCAUCAAAACAUCCAACAAUUACUCAAGAAGAACUAAUCUACAUUGAAAACAGUUUAGGACACGUCGCUCAUACAUCACCCACGCUCAAAACGACUCCGUGGAAGGAGAUGUUCACUUCAAUGCCUGUUUAUGCCAUCAUCAUUGCCAAUUUUUGCAGAAGUUGGACAUUCUACAUGUUGAUCAUAUCUCAGCCAACAUAUUUUCGUGAAGUAAUUAAAUACGAUCUGGACAAGUCUGGUAUUGUAGGAGCUUUACCUCAUCUUGUAAUGACUAUAAUUGUACCGUUCGGAGGCCAACUAGCAGAUUUACUACGGAAACGAGAAAUUCUUACAACAACGUCUGUCAGAAAAAUCUUCAACUGUGGAGGGUUCGGGAUGGAAGCUUGUUUUCUGUUAAUCGUUGCUUACACAAGAAGCAAAGCUGUUGCAAUUAUUGCGCUUACAAUGGCUGUUGGAUUCAGCGGCUUUGCAAUUUCUGGCUUCAAUGUAAAUCAUCUAGAUAUAGCGCCUCGAUAUGCCAGUAUUUUAAUGGGGUUGUCAAACGGUUUUGGGACAUUUUCUGGUAUCAUAUGUCCAAUUGUUGUGGAGUCGCUUACGAAAGUUGAGGCGCCUUAUGGUAAAGAAACGCCUCAAAUACCUCAUUUCGUUCAUAAAACAUUAGACAUUCACCAUGAAGUCCUUUCGAAUAGCAGAACUGAACCUCCUCAUAAAUUACACAAAGCAUUCCAUUUUAUGAAUAAAACAUUAGAGGCUCAUCAAAAACUCUUCCCGAAUUAUACCGCUGAAAAUUUGAAUCUAACUACUACUGAUACUCCUACGACUAUACCAACAACUCCACUAAUGACAAACGUAACAGAAAAUAUUAUUCAUGUUAAACCAACGGUUUCACCUGAAAUGGUUGCGGAACAGUGGCAAAAAGUAUUUGUAAUCGCGGGUGCCAUACAUUUUGCUGGAGUGAUAUUCUAUGGUAUCUUCGCAUCCGGAGAGAAACAACCUUGGGCAGAACCACCGGAAGAAGAAGAAGGCCCUUCAUGGAAUCCAUUGGAAAAUGCCUUCAAACCAGAAGACCAGCAACAAUACGACAGACAAAACGGAGAAAUAAUCGAACCCAUAUCUCUUGCUAACGUCAAACAACCGAGUUAUGGAGCAACCGUGGAUAAUUAUCAACCCGUCUUCGAAACGAGGGAAGAGAUGGUUCAGUCCCCUCCUAAAGAUCGUUAUAUGCACGGAACUGUUGAGGAACGUGAGUUUUAGGACUGCCUAUAUUAAGAUGCCUUAGUCGAAAGAGAUAAAAAAGUGCGAAUCAUAGAAGGGGGAGGUAGGCGAAAUCCUAAAACAUCCCAAGUGGAUGCAAACAUUUGGAAAAAAUAAAAAAUAAAUAAUUUAAAAAAACAUGUUUAAGCAAUAGGGAUCACACUAGUUCAGAAACAAAAAAAAAAAACAUUCAAACGAAC